AAGAAUCAACCUGCAACUACAUAGUGAUAUAUCAAUCAAAAUCAAUCAAAAAUCAAUUCAUAACCAUCAAAAUAAUUAUUUGAUUCCAUCAUGACAGGUCCGUCGCAAGAUAAAGAUAGUUCUGUAGGAACUCCAGUACCUAAGCAGAAGAGUAAGGCGACAAUUGAUACAUUGGGGGUAGGAUGUAUAGCAAUGGUACAGAAGGAUGGUGCGCUUAGAAGAGCAGAAAUUCUAAGUAUAAAAGAGACGAAAAGUGGUCGUCAAUUUUAUUGCAAUUUCGAUAAUUUCAACAAACGUCUAGAUGAAUGGGUUCCAGCUAUCAGGAUUGACUUUACUCAAGAUGUUGAAUGGCCAGCUCCAGAAAAACCGAAGGAAAAGGCAAAAGCUCCUCCAGCUGGGAAAAAGACAAUCGUUGCCAACAAGAAGAAUCAAAAACGACCAACUCAAGCAAGCAAAAGAGAAGAUUCUGUAGUUUCGGAAUCUGGUUCAAAUGCUCCUCCAUGGUCUGAAUUUGCGGAGUCUCAAAGACAGACUCCAGAUGCUGAUGGAGAUGCAAAACUUACCAUGGCAUUAGAUCUUGAUGCUACUCCUGAAGCCAAUGAUCCCAUGGAUGUCGAUGAAGCUGCAACUGAAGCUGCAAAUGCAAAGAAUGAACCUGCUCAACAUUUCAGUCCAAAGGAAGAAAUCGAAAAAUUAAGAACUAGUGGCUCAAUGACUCAAAACCAAGCCGAAAUAUCACGUAUUCGAAAUAUUUCCAAAGUUCAAUUCGGUAAAUUCGAGCUUUACCCCUGGUAUUUCUCUCCUUACCCGGAAGCAUUCACUCAAGAGGAUCUCAUGUACAUUUGUGAAUUUUGUUUAUCUUACUAUGGAGACCUCAAAGCUUUCACUCGUCAUCGAGGCAAGUGUACAUUACAACAUCCUCCUGGAAAUGAAAUUUAUCGGGAUGACUACGUCUCUUUCUUCGAAAUCGAUGGUCGACGUCAACGAACUUGGUGUCGAAACUUAUGUCUCAUAUCCAAGAUGUUUCUGGAUCACAAGACUCUUUACUACGACGUGGAUCCUUUCUUGUUUUAUGUCAUGUGUUCUCGAGACGAAAAGGGGUUUCAUUUGGUGGGAUAUUUCUCAAAAGAGAAAGAAAGUGCGGAUGGUUAUAAUGUAGCUUGUAUUCUGACACUUCCGCAAUAUCAACGUAAAGGUUAUGGACGACUUCUGAUCAAUUUCUCCUAUGAGCUCUCGAAAAUCGAAGGAAAGCUCGGCUCGCCCGAAAAACCCCUAUCUGAUCUUGGUCUCCUCUCAUAUCGACAAUAUUGGACCGAGCGAAUUGUUGAAGAGCUUUUGAUUCACAAUGAAAGGGACGAGAGAAUUAGUAUAGAAGGUUUAUCGCAAAAGCUCAAUAUGACGAGUGCUGAUGUAGAACAUACACUACAGGCGCUGAAGAUGCAGGUUUACCACAAGGGAGAACACAAGAUGGUUUUGCCGACGGCGUUGAUCAAGAGGCAUGAGGCGAUGAGGGAAAAGCAGAAGUUGAAGCCGAAAAGGGUGAUUGAUCCUUCAAGGAUUGUUUGGAAACCGUUCAAGUUGGUGGAUAGAACGUGGGGGUGGUAG
Botrytis sinoallii is the source of this 1605-nucleotide messenger RNA. RefSeq lists its product as uncharacterized. NCBI's taxonomy places the organism in Eukaryota, Fungi, Ascomycota, Leotiomycetes, Helotiales, Sclerotiniaceae. Bases 91 to 1605 code for a protein of 504 amino acids. Gene Ontology annotation, molecular function: histone acetyltransferase activity. The transcript has 3 exons. The record is from RefSeq and is a predicted model, not a curated record. Gene Ontology annotation, biological process: regulation of DNA-templated transcription.